Molecule: messenger RNA, 1835 nt
Organism: Hirundo rustica (Barn swallow)
Lineage: Eukaryota; Metazoa; Chordata; Aves; Passeriformes; Hirundinidae
Product: histone H2A.J
Exons: 1
Coding region: 52-441 (129 amino acids)
Cellular component (GO): nucleosome
Molecular function (GO): structural constituent of chromatin; DNA binding; protein heterodimerization activity
Source: RefSeq, a predicted model, not a curated record
GUCUGGUUCCGCGUUGUGUGCUGUGGUUGUGCUUCGUCCAGUGCUUCCAGUAUGUCCGGCCGUGGGAAACAGGGAGGCAAGGUCCGAGCCAAGGCCAAGUCGCGCUCCUCGCGAGCCGGGCUGCAGUUCCCCGUGGGCCGCGUUCAUCGGCUUCUCCGCAAAGGUAACUACGCCGAGCGGGUGGGUGCUGGAGCUCCUGUCUAUAUGGCGGCUGUGUUGGAGUACCUGACGGCCGAGAUCCUGGAGCUGGCGGGCAACGCGGCCCGCGACAACAAGAAGACGCGCAUCAUCCCCCGCCACCUGCAGCUCGCCAUCCGCAACGACGAGGAGCUCAACAAGCUGCUGGGCAAGGUGACGAUCGCGCAGGGCGGCGUGCUGCCCAACAUCCAGGCCGUGCUGCUGCCCAAGAAGACUGAGAGCCACAAAGCUAAAAGCAAGUAAACUUGGCGGGCAAAGCUACUCAGACUUAACGCGACGUCAGACUUUAAACCAAAGGCUCUUUUCAGAGCCACCCACUUUUUUCAGAAAAGAGUUGUAUUGCUUUCUUUACAAAGGUGCUCUAGUGCUGAGUCUUCAAAAAUACUAACUUAAAUGAACUUUGUCGUGUUGGCAGUGUUAUAAAACCUGGUUUCUAAUGAAGAGGACUGAUACGUUUGCCUUCUAAGCCGUGUUUUUAAAUUAAUGUUAAUGUUUUUUGUAGUGAUUCACUUUUCCGUUUUUUCUAUUGUAACACAGUAAAGAACUGGUUCUUCACGGUUCUGCUUACCUUUCAUGGUUGCACAGCUUACUUUGGGUAUAGAAUACGGGAUGGUGGCUAAAGCAUAAGUGGGAGUAGCAAAAGCUAUGCAGAUAUUAUGAAGAUAAACAGUAGACCAUCCUAAACCCCAGAUGUAGCUACAUACAGUAAUGAAAAAGAUUUCAUUCCCUUUAAAGGCCUUCAUUCUUAAAAAGAUGUUGUUCCAUGUGUUAAAUUUAUGUAGAAAUAGAACGAGGAAUACCUUAGGGGAAAAAAAAGGCAUUUGAUCUAUAGCUCUAGUUUGUCAGACCUGUGCUCUAAAGCAACAGUGUAACACUUCCAUUCAGGAGCACUUUGUAGUGGUAGUAUAUUCCCAUUUUAAAUGGCAUUUUCAAACUUUCUAUUCAUAAUUCUCUCACUGUUUGUUGCUACUCUGUUACAUCAAUUAACAGCAGGCAAUUUUAUUGAGCUUUCUAUAUUGUUGGCACAAAUACCAUUCAAGAGCACAACAUUAAACGUCUUUAUAUUCAUUAUUAGAAAUAUGGAGAACUGCUGGCCGAUUGCUAGCAUAUUCCCAGAAGCCUCAUCUGAUGGUCUGUAGCACAUUGCACUGAGGUGAUUUGCCUCAUCUUUGCUGUACCUCUACUCUUUCAAUCCCCUGGAGAGAAGGAGCACUUUGGGCUUGGGUUAAGGCAAUAUUCCCACUCACCAUCCCCAAGCCAUAACUGAGAGGCUUUUCAGGCAGCAUUGUGCCAUGGCCAAAGCAGGGCAUCAGGAUUCAUUUGUGGAGAGAAACAUAAAGAGAGCUGCUGGAGCACCAGACUAAUUUGUGUCUAAAGGUUGUGUUUGCAAGUGGACACACUUAAGAUUGUAGUGAUUUUAUUAUGCUGUUUUACUGAUCAUUAUUUGCUACAGCUGAUUAUCUCCCGGCCCUUACACUUCUCUUUAAAAACUGCAAUGGUAAUUAAAAUUUUAUUUUAACGUGCAUGCGCCUUCUCUGCUUAGUUUCCUGAAGAGAUUUCUACAUAUGUGUUUGUCAGAAAAUUUCAUUCUCAAAAUGGUUUGGGUUGGAAGAGACCAUUAAAGAUCUUGUCCAAAA